CGUGAACCCAUGCCAGUUUAAGGAUUAAAUGCCUUGACAGCGAACAAAAUUUUGUAGAAAUAAGCGGACUCUGGAAGAGAGAGAUCAACUGGUAUCGUGGUGAGUAAGAUUUUAAUAAGACUAACAUAAUUUAACCAUCUAACCUGCUUUUACACAGUUGAAAAAAAAAAUUGGGAGAGCCAAUCAACAUUAUUAAAAGUGAAUUUGUUUUCGAAAUUUGCUUACUCUCUUGGUGGAGAGGAUUCUUUUUCCCUUUCGUUUCCCCAAAAGAUUGAAUGAUUUGAUUGAUGUCCGCUCAAUGAAAGGGCAAAAUGCAUUAUUUUUUCAAAAUUUUAAACAAACCACGAUUAUGUAACAAAUCAUUUGGUCUGUAAGGCUUAAUCAAUCGUGACUUUUAUUACCUGGUCUUUUUCUGAUCCAACUUUGAUCUUCUAGAAUAGCCAGAAAUGAUAGUUUAAAACUCAGGCAUUUCCACAACUUGCGAUAACUUAUCCAACUUACGAAAGCAAGGAAGUGGAUCUUUGUAAUCUUUUGACCUGGUUAUAAUUCCAUGGUUAUAAUCCCGGACGAUAUAACCUCACAACGCUAUCGAAGAUUUGUCUUCCCUUCUAAAAUAUUUUGUUGUUUUUUUAUUUCCUUGUUUGUUUCUUUGUUUGCUGGUAAGAGGAUUUUUUCACAGAGCGGAGAUGAAAUCUUUCAGUGCUUUGAUAUUUCUUGCUUUGGGUUUUGUGGCGACAGCAGGUUAGUACAACUUACACUUGAUGGAUAAAUGAGACAAAAGAGAAAUCAUGAAAAUGAAUUAAAAUUACGGCAUUUUUUGUCUCUCCCAGCAUCUUUUGAGAGUUACUUUACUGAGACCUUUAAGAAAGAAGGCAACGGCUGUUUAAAUAACCUGAAGACAGCCUUCAUGGCCAUGACAUCCUUCAUGGUCUUCACGAGAUUUUGUAUGGGGAUUAUCUCGUCAAAAAAACCAAACCUCUCAUAGCAAAUUAAAAUGGUGCAAGAGUUUCGUAAGAGGUAACUAGGUUUUGUGACUUGUUUAGGAUUAUAAAACUUGUCUGAAGAAUCGCCCAUUUUUCUGAAAAGGCUUUCACGUCCUAAAUAACCCCCAUUAAAAAUCAGACGCAUCUCGACCUAAUUUUUCUAAAAUUGAUGACAUUUUGAUCUCAAGCGAUAAAGCCAGGGUGUCCUACCGAUUCAAUCUCCAAAGGAAGUAUAGCCGUAAAAUCCUGUUGAAUAAACAAUAGGUUCGCGUUUUACGUCAAAUUGACAGGUGUCAAUUAUGUUUUUAGAUUACAGGGAGGCAGCCUUAAGACAACACAACCGCCUGCGUGCGAUUCAUGACGCCGAGCGCAUGAUCCUCGACGAGGGGAUGAAUGCGGCUGCUGAUCGAUAUGCCCGCAAUCUGUUCCAGAGGUUCGGUGGAACCACCGAAUUGAAACACUCCCCCAAGAGUUCCCGCCAGGGCCAGGGAGAAAAUUUGGCAUCAGGAUGUACAACUCAAACAGGGGUGGAUGGAAGGACUGUCGAAGAUGCAAUUAAGGCUUGGUAAGUGUAACAGCAGUAAACCAGUUUCCAACCGUUAUAAAAUGAUUAAAGGCCAAAGGCAGAGCUAAUGGGAGGGGUAAGUCCAAGGGUGCCACUCGCAUUUAAUGAGAAAAGAGACUUUGCACAUAAGGUGUAUUUGGGAAUCAAUGCUUGAGCUCGUGACUUCUUUUAAAAAUUCAUCCACAAUAUUUUGUGUUCACCAACAGUGAAUUUGGCAGAUGUAUGGAGAUAUUCUCAGUUUUAUUUCUCUGAGUGAGUUCAUAUGCGUCUGUUCGUUUGAUUUGUUUCAUAGGUACGAUGAAGUAUGUCGAUAUAAUUUUAACAUUCAUCGUUCUCAAUCUGGCCUUGGUCACUUUUCCCAGUUGGUUUGGAAAGACUCAGCAGAGCUCGGAAUAGGAAAAUAUACAGGCAGGCGGAAUGGCUGGACCUGCACAUAUAUCGUGGCUCGUUACCGAAGAGGUGGAAAUGUGAACACUCCAGGUGGAAAAUUUUUCCGCGAAAAUGUUUCAAAGGGAUCCUUCAGGCGGUCCUAUUGCAAUAACGUGUCAGAUAAAUCUGAGGGAGAAGACUUAUUCGUCGAUGCUCCUGCAGCUGAUGACGAUGAUGAGGCGUCUAAUUGAUUCCACCGUAUCUUUUGAGGACAGUUUUGAAAUUCUUCAGUCGUUUUGUGGUAUUUGUUAGAGCAUGUAACAAAACAAACAAGGAG
Pocillopora meandrina is the source of this 2254-nucleotide messenger RNA. The record is from the annotation of a GenBank genome assembly. NCBI's taxonomy places the organism in Eukaryota, Metazoa, Cnidaria, Anthozoa, Scleractinia, Pocilloporidae.